AUGAAGAAGACCGUCACCAAAGCCGAGCGGCGGCACGGCGGGAGCACGUCGGCCUCCACCGAGUUGAUUUCGGUCGAUGUGGAUCGGAAGGUUCUUGGCUUCCCUCGAUGCCUACGCCCCUUCCUACCUCCAGUUUUCCAGUGCGCUGCUGGACAUCUGAUUUGUUCGACCUGCCACGGCGACCUCCCGGACAAGGACAAGUGCGUUUCCUGCUUCAUCAACACGGGCUACACACGGUGCUUCAUUCCCACAAGCUACAGCCGCUGCCAUGCCGUCGAGCAUAUCGUUCGAUCCGUCCAUGUUGCUUGCCUCUACACCGUCUACGGGUGUACUGCCAAGAUCCUCUACCAUGAGAAGGCGGAGCACGAGAAGACGUGCCCCAACAUGUAUGGCUUCGGCGGCCUUCCCGGACGGGUUGUGAAGAUGGGCCCUUGCGGUGGCGCAGGUGGCGACGCCAGAGACAUGAACCCGCGCUUCGUCGACCGUAUCACUAAUGUGAUCCUCCGCCACGGUGCUGCGAUCUACGCCAUAGCGGUGUUGGUCCAGGAGGACGAGCACCUGAUUAGGAACACCGGUCUGUGGGGAACGCUUGGAGGAAUCUGUCUGGAGCCUGAUGAGUACCUCACCAGCGUGAGAGGGUAUGUAGGCCACUUCGAAGGCUGGUUCGUUGUGAGAUCUCUCACGUUCGUCGGCAACAGGCGCACUUUUGGGCCAUACGGGGCGGAGGAAGGCACGCCGUUUGAGCAGCUCGCGGCCAUCAUACUAUCACUGUAG
Molecule: messenger RNA, 774 nt
Organism: Aegilops tauschii subsp. strangulata
Lineage: Eukaryota; Viridiplantae; Streptophyta; Magnoliopsida; Poales; Poaceae
Source: RefSeq, a predicted model, not a curated record